ACGAUUUAAACGCACAAUCUAGAGGAAACACGCGGGAAUGUAACAGUUUGUUAAUCUUUAGCCAGUCUUUCUCUUGACACCCAAAACCGUCCAGGGGGCUGAUAUGAAAAUGAGAAGCAAGAAAGAGAGAGAGGGGAAAUGGGGAAGUGUGAGUUCCUCUGUGAGUGUUUUUUUUUCGUUCGUUUUUUUUUAUUUGCUUCUCGCAUCACAGACGAAACACAUUUUCUUUGGAAGGGUAAAGCUCCACGCCACCACUUUUAAAGCUCAACUCCGCCAAUUGAUCGUCUGAUGCUAGGUGAGGAUCACGCAGGCGCGAACCAUGUGUGACAGCAUUUUGGAAGAUAUUUUCAUUAAGCGCUCGCAGCAGAGGAGGAAAACGUCGCCGUUGAACUAUAAAGAGAGAUGGUUCAUCCUCACACGGGAGAAACUCUCCUACUACGACUAUGAUGCUGACAAAGGGAAGCGAAAAGGCCUGAGGGGCUCAGUGGACCUGGAGAAGAUCAAGUGUGUCGAAACGGUGCAGACGGAGCACAACAGCCCGCAGGAGCGCAUGUAUGCAUUUCAGGUCAUUUACGAUGAGGGGCCGCUGUACAUCUUCGCAAAGACAGAGGAAGUUCGAGCUCAGUGGAUAAAGAAGCUGAAAGAACUGGUGCAAACCAACAAGGACUUGAUGCAAAAAUACCACCCGUGCUUCUGGAUCGACGGCAUGUGGCUCUGCUGCCAGCAGGAAGUCAAGCAGGCGAUGGGCUGUAAGGUUCUGGAUAGCAAGAACGGCUUGAUGUCUCGGAGGGGAACCCGCAAACCUCUGCCCCCGACUCCUUCAGAGGACAAGCCCGGCCGACGAUUACCUCCGCAGCUUCCCGAGGCCAACGAGCCCUGCGCGGGGAUGAGUGUCGUAGCUCAAUACAACCACCCGGCCAUGAUGUCUCACGACCUCGAGCUGAAGAAGGAUGAGGAGUACACCAUUCUGGACAAGUCUGACCCCAACUGGUGGAGAGCCAGAGACAAAUACGGAAAUGAGGGUUACAUACCCAGCAACUAUGUGGUGGAAGUUGGACACGGCCUAGACAGAUAUGAUUGGUACUGCAAGAAUACAAACCGUAGCCAGGCAGAGAAGCUCCUGAAGACUGAGAACAAAGAUGGAGGCUUCCUGGUGCGAGACUCCAGCAAGCCAGGGAAGUACACCGUGUCUCUGUUCAGCAAAGGCGGCGGAGAGGCCGGUGGUAUUUGCAAACAUUACAACAUCUGCACCACCCCGCAGGGACAGUUCUACUUGGCUGAGAAGCACAACUUCAACAACAUCCCGGAGCUCAUCAACUACCAUCAGCACAAUGCCGCAGGCAUGUUUAGCAGACUGAAAUAUAUUGUUUCCGAUCGAGCACAGCCUCCAUCCACAGCAGGUCUUGGCUAUGGCAUGUGGGAGAUCGACCCCUCCUGUCUGACUUUCAUUCGGGUCCUGGGUACGGGUCAGUUUGGCGUGGUGCAGCACGGAAAAUGGAAGGGCCAGCACGACGUGGCUAUCAAGAUGAUUAAAGCCGGGGCCAUGUCGGAGGAUGACUUCAUAGAGGAAGCCAAGAUCAUGAUGAUGCUCCACCACGAGAACCUGGUGCAGCUGUAUGGCGUGUGCACCAAGCAGAGCAGCAUCUACAUUGUGACUGAGUUCCUCUCCAAUGGCUGCCUGCUCACCUACCUCAGGGAGGGCCUCAGGCAGCACCCCACCUCCGUACAGCUCCUGGAGAUGUGCAAAGACGUCUCCGAGGGAAUGGCCUACCUGGAGUCCAAGCAGUACAUCCACAGGGAUCUGGCAGCCAGGAACUGUUUGGUUGACGGCAACGGAACAGUCAAAGUGGCAGACUUUGGUUUGUCAAGGUACGUCCUAGAUGACGAGUACACAAGCUCUGCGGGUUCCAAAUUCCCCGUCCGCUGGUCGCCUCCUGAAGUUCUCCUCUAUUGCAGAUUCAGCAGCAAGUCGGACAUUUGGGCUUACGGGGUGCUGAUGUGGGAGGUGUACACUUUGGGGAGGCUCCCGUAUGACCGUCUGAACAACAAUGAAAUCGUGUCUCAAGUGUCUGGAGGCCUCCGACUGUACCGUCCUCAGCUGGCGUGUGAGAAGGUCUACAAUGUCAUGUCGUCAUGCUGGAUCGAUAAGGCAGACGAGAGACCCACCUUCCAGGAACUGGUGUUCACUGUUCAGGAUUUGCUGUAUGAACUACAGUAGAUUACAACAGCAGCAACUUGGAAAAAUGAACGCAAACUUGUGAAAUUUUUAAACAUAAUGUAAAGUACCGGUUUGGAACGGCUAAUUUAACAGUGAUAUCCUUUUAGACAACCUUUGUUGAACACACAAACAUAUUGUAAUGCCCUUCAGUGUGAUCAAGGAUGCGCACAGUCGCAUAAUGCGCUAAGCGCUUUGUUACAGCUGCCGCUGUUGUGAAAGCGCUAAAUCUAAAUCAGCAUGUAUUGUAUUGUAUUGCUCGCACUUUUAAACAGAACAGUGACAACAGUUUCACACCAGAGGUGGUGAUGGCAGCAAUUUAUUCACGCCCAUACGCUCCACACUCAGACUGCCUUUCACAGCCAAUCUUCCCCUCCCGGCCAUCGCCUCUCAAGUGGCCCCACCCUCUCACUCACAAAUUACAAUGAGCAGCUAUUACAAUAUGAACGUUUAAGUAGAACCGUGCUUUUUGAAUGCAUAAUUAAUUGCAAAAUAAAAGCUAUGUCGGACUUUUGAAUCAAUAGCGUUGAAUACUAUACAUACUGUACUGUAGUUUAUUUCUAGCCGUUUUGCGGUGUACGUCCUGUGUUUUUUUUUUAAUAGUCUUUAUUGAACAAGUCGGAAUACAAUUCUCAGAAAACAAAACAAACAUGUUUUUAUUACAUACACAUAUUGCACACGUUUAAACAAAAAAGAAGCCCGGGGAUUUUUAGACAACAUUUUCAAUCAAGGAGCAUAUAGCCAGAGUCUUAACAGCUUUCUUGUUUUUGGAAUCCAUAAUAGAACUCAGGUACUGCUUUGUUUCUGAUUCAAAAAUUAAGAAAAGAGGUUUCGAAUUAUUUCAUCUGGAUUUGUGGAUAUGGAAUUUAGCGAGAAUGAUUAUUAAAUUUAUAAUG
This is a messenger RNA of Hippocampus zosterae (dwarf seahorse), 3111 nucleotides long. RefSeq names its product Bruton agammaglobulinemia tyrosine kinase (gene btk). Gene Ontology annotation, biological process: B cell receptor signaling pathway; intracellular signal transduction; adaptive immune response. Gene Ontology annotation, molecular function: ATP binding; non-membrane spanning protein tyrosine kinase activity; protein binding. NCBI's taxonomy places the organism in Eukaryota, Metazoa, Chordata, Actinopteri, Syngnathiformes, Syngnathidae. The record is from RefSeq and is a predicted model, not a curated record. The transcript has 18 exons. The coding region runs from base 320 to 2218 and encodes 632 amino acids.